Messenger RNA from Aedes aegypti (yellow fever mosquito), 430 nucleotides. RefSeq names its product histone H4. The transcript has a single exon. Gene Ontology annotation, biological process: nucleosome assembly. The record is from RefSeq and is a predicted model, not a curated record. Bases 71 to 382 code for a protein of 103 amino acids. NCBI's taxonomy places the organism in Eukaryota, Metazoa, Arthropoda, Insecta, Diptera, Culicidae. Gene Ontology annotation, molecular function: structural constituent of chromatin; DNA binding; protein heterodimerization activity. Gene Ontology annotation, cellular component: nucleosome.
GCCAAACAGGCAUUAGUUUCUUUCCGUCUGUUCGAGUCGAUACAUCGCACGUUAACCUCAACAAGCAAACAUGACUGGCCGCGGCAAAGGAGGCAAAGGUCUAGGAAAGGGAGGCGCCAAACGUCAUCGUAAGGUACUGCGUGAUAACAUCCAGGGUAUAACGAAGCCCGCUAUUCGUCGUCUGGCCCGCCGUGGUGGGGUCAAGCGUAUUUCCGGUCUGAUCUACGAGGAAACACGAGGCGUACUGAAGGUGUUUUUGGAAAACGUUAUCCGUGAUGCCGUCACCUAUACGGAACAUGCCAAGCGCAAGACAGUCACCGCCAUGGAUGUGGUUUACGCUCUGAAGCGCCAAGGACGCACACUGUACGGUUUCGGAGGUUAAUCAGUUGAUUUAGAAACCUUUGCAAUAAACAGCCCUUUUCAGGGCUAC